AUGGCAGUACACCUGGACGACGUUCAGGAUCGAACAACCGCGAAUAUCAUCCACGGGAAGGAUGAGGAGCAGCAUGAUUCUGCUGCGGAAAUCUUGAAAGGAGCCCAGCGGGCUACCGAAGAUGAGCAUACCAUGGGGCUCCGCGAGGGUAUUCGCAAAUACCCCAAAGCCGUGUUCUGGUCUAUCUGGUUCUCCUCCGCGUUAAUCAUGGAAGGCUUCGACCACGCUUUCGUUAGCGGCUUCUUUGCUUUCCCUGCUUUCCAAGAGCGAUACGGUGAGCUUCAGAGUGAUGGAACAUAUCAGGUUCCCGCAGACCUCCAGUCAGCUGUCAGCAAUGGUGUGAAUGCCGGUGAGAUUGUGGGUCUUCUGCUCAACGGCCUUCUCGCAGACUGGUUUGGAUACCGAUGGGUGAUGAUUAGCUGUCUCAUUCUAAUGGUCGCCUUCAUCUUUUUGCAAUUCUUCGCGACAAGCAUCUACAUGUAUCUUGGCGCCGAGAUCUUACUCGGGCUUCCAUGGGGCGUCUUCCAGACGUUAACAACUACAUAUGCCGCCGAGGUCUGUCCGAAUGUCCUGCGACCAUAUCUCACCAUGUUGGUGUCCCUUUGCUGGAGUAUUGGCUACCUGGUUGGUACAGGUGUCCUUCGCGCAUUUCUUUCCUCGGAAGGACAGUGGGCCUAUCGGAUCCCGUUCGCACUCCAAUGGGCGCUCCCUAUCCCACUUGCCAUCGGCAUCUUUCUCGCACCCGAGUCUCCAUGGUGGCUCAUCCGGAAGGGACGCAUUCAAGAUGCCGGGAAGGUACUCCACCGACUUCGAUCCAAGGAUAGCUCUGAAGACGAAAUAUCGGACACACUUGCAAUGAUGGAGCAGACAGUUAAGAUCGAGAAUGAAAUGAAAUCUACCAGUAGCUACUGGGAUCUGUUCAAAGGAGUCAAUUUGCGCCGAACUGAGGUCACCGUCUUCACGUAUCUCAUUCAAGAGCUCUGUGCCCCUCUUGUCGCUUACAUCGUUUACUUCCUGGAGCAAGCAGGUCUUCCCGCCACUGCAUCCUUCAACUUCGGCAUGGGGGAAUAUACUCUGGCUAUAGUAGGCGUUUUUGUUGCAUGGUACCUUGUCCCCAAGAUCGGCCGACGGACACUGCUGCUGGCUGGCACUGCAUUCAUGACCGCCACGACUUUCGUGAUAGGGUUCCUCGGUAUUCCGAAUAUAAGCACGCACCCCAAAAUUGGUUACGGGAUCGGAACGAUUUUGCUGAUCGAAUAUUUUGUCUUCUUCAUCACCAUCGGCCCCAUAAUCUACACGAUCGUGACCGAGAUCCCAUCCAACUAUCUCCGCAACAAAAGUGUCGUACUUGCACGUGCAGUAUACAAUGUCGCAGUUCUGGUUUACGGCCAGUUGGUUCCGCAUAUGAUGCAAAAGGCAUCUUGGAACUGGGGAGCCAAAUCUGGAUUCUUUUAUGGUGGCAUCAUGGGACUUGGCUUGAUCUGGGCGUACUUCCGGCUGCCGGAAACGAAAAACAGAACCUUUGCUGAGAUGGAUAUUCUAUUUAGGAACGAGAUAAAGGCACGAGACUUUGAGAAGACGAAGGUGGAUAUCGCUAGUGAGACUGUGUACCAAGAUUGA
Messenger RNA from Penicillium argentinense, 1620 nucleotides. Its product is annotated as putative MFS alpha-glucoside transporter. The transcript has a single exon. The coding region runs from base 1 to 1620 and encodes 539 amino acids. The record is from RefSeq and is a predicted model, not a curated record. Gene Ontology annotation, biological process: transmembrane transport; carbohydrate transport. Gene Ontology annotation, molecular function: carbohydrate:proton symporter activity. Lineage: Eukaryota; Fungi; Ascomycota; Eurotiomycetes; Eurotiales; Aspergillaceae. Gene Ontology annotation, cellular component: membrane.